AUGCAGGAGAUAGAGCCCCCAAAGCUGUCCAAUGAGACGAUCACCUUUAAGAACGAGGUGGGGCAGUACGACCUGGAGGUGACCACCUUCCAGCUGGCCGUGCUGUUCGCCUGGAACCAGAGGCCCCGAGAGAGGAUCAGCUUCGACAACCUGAAACUGGCCACAGAGCUGCCCGAUGCAGAACUACGGCGCACACUCUGGUCUCUGGUGGCGUUUCCUAAGCUGAAGAGACAGGUGCUGACCUAUGACCCCUCUGUCAGCACCCCCAAAGACUUCACAGACAGCACCAUCUUCUACGUCAACCAGGAGUUCUCGAUCAUCAAAAACUCCAAAGUCCAGAAGCGUGGAAAGAUCAAUCUGAUUGGCCGGCUGCAGCUGACCACUGAGCGAAUGAGAGAAGAGGAGAACGAGGGAAUCGUUCAGCUCAGAAUACUCAGGACUCAGGAGGCCAUCAUCCAAAUCAUGAAGAUGAGGAAGAGAAUCAGUAACGCCCAGCUGCAGACGGAGCUGGUGGAGAUCCUGAAGAACAUGUUCCUGCCUCAGAAGAAGAUGAUCAAGGAGCAGAUAGAGUGGCUCAUCGAACACAAGUACAUAAAGAGGGACGAGACGGACAUCAACACCUUCCUCUACAUGGCCUAGGAGCCAGGAACCAUGGGCUCUGUUCUUAUUUACCCCUGGCCUGUGAGCGGCGCUUUGAAACGCUAUUAGAGGAGAAGGAAAAGAGGAUGUGUAUUGAAGGACGAGGAAGAGCAUUUUCAACAAAAGUGGGGAGAUUUCUGUGUUUGUGAGACGCCAGUGUGUUAUGGAGGUGAGUGUCUGUCCUGCUGCCCUCUUGUGUUAGUGAGAGGAGAGGGCCGCUGUCUGCCAGCAGCUGCCAUCAAACAGACAGAAAUAAUUCCUGCCUUACUUUGUCGGCCAUGGACUGCAGAGGAGGAGCUGGGAGGAGGACGAGCUGAUGCACCUCUCAGUAGCAGCCCUUCUGCAUCCCUCCUAUUCUACGUUUGUCUUAUUUUUUGGAAUAACAAUGCAGAAAAACUGGGAGUGAGCGCUGAGAGCAUUGAGGAGGAGAGGACACGGAGAAAGAGAUUAGUUAAAACUACAGAGGAGUAUUUUGCCAAACUGUGUGUGCGUGUGCGUGCGUGUGUGGGUUUGGUGUGUACUUUCAACAGCAUGCUGCUCUGUGAUUUGUUAAUUGAAGGAUCUGUCACAAUUUGUGGUUGUGUCUGAGAUGGUGGGGAAAUCAAAACCAGACGCUAAUGAAAUGCUGGUUUUUCUUUAGGGAUGUAUAGAAUAAUAAAUUACAAAGAAAGACACAAGUGUAAGAGAAAACAUUGGAAAUGAGCUGAGGUUAAGGAGGUCAAAUGUACAAAAACACGACGAGAACAAUAUUCAUAGGUCCCGCAUGCUUAGAGGGGAAAUGUUGACCCCUGCAGGCGAGCAAAUGCAACCUUGAUUAAAAUCACAAAUGUCACUAGUUUUGACGAAUAAACAAUGUAAACAUUUGGGAUAAUGUAAGUAUACGCAAUGUUUAACAUUGUUCAUUUUUAGGCAUUUCAAUAGGGAAAAUGUUACAUAAUACAUGUCUUUGUUUUGUUCACCGGGUUGUGCACUUUCAAAAACUAUUUUUUGGGCUGAAGCCGAUACUGUCACCCCAAAAUGGACAAAGUGUGUAUUUUCACGCUUGUUCAGAAAUGUCCCUGCGUUGUCGCUGCUCAGACAUGAAUAUAUGGAUUUAAAGGGUGACUCCUCCAUCAGGUGAAUACAGGGUCUGUUCAGGGGGAGAAUCAGCUGCUGAGUCAAAGCAACAAUAUCACUUGGGAUUAAAUACUUUGCAUUACAUAAACACUGCAUUUUUAAAAUGAUUUAAAGCACACAUUGUUCUCCCAAGUAAUGCUACAAUGUCAUGUGACAUGAUUAGUGAGUGAUGUGCGCUGACUGUAUUUCUGAACACGAGAGCAGUGAAGAAGAAAGACAACCGUGAAUGUGUGGGAUUCAAUUUGUUUUAUAUUUACUCUAUAUUUAUAAAGAAUGUGACUUUCUUUGUAUUUGAAAA
Molecule: messenger RNA, 2053 nt
Organism: Notothenia coriiceps (black rockcod)
Lineage: Eukaryota; Metazoa; Chordata; Actinopteri; Perciformes; Nototheniidae
Product: cullin-5-like
Exons: 5
Coding region: 1-639 (212 amino acids)
Biological process (GO): ubiquitin-dependent protein catabolic process
Cellular component (GO): cullin-RING ubiquitin ligase complex
Molecular function (GO): ubiquitin protein ligase binding
Source: RefSeq, a predicted model, not a curated record